AUGACGGAACCUAAUAAUAAUAAAAAUAACAAUGCUGAUUUACAACCGCCACCUCCUCCAUAUCUUAGUGCUGUUUAUAAAAUAGAGGAUAUUUACUCUAGACAUGGAUACGAUGCACCGCCACCAUCUUAUAUCGAACAAUAUCCAUAUAUCGACCAACAUUCAAAUUAUCCUGGACCACCUGAUAAUCAAAUACCAGGUACAAAUACUAACAUUAUUACACUCUCUCUGCCACCUCCUUCAAUGUCAGUUCCAGCAAUGAAAAAAUUGCGAAUGUACUUAGCUGUUAAUGGUAUUAUUACGGUUCUUUUCGGAAUUACGGCAAUUGGUUUACAAAUUGGGUUAUUAGCUUCUAAUGUUAUCGUGUAUUAUUAUUAUGGAUUUUGGGCUGGUGCUUUAGUACUUGGCGUUGGUUUUAGUACUUUAGCAAUGAUUAGUCGUACACGAACAAUAGUCCCUGAAAAACUAUUUAGUGCUUUUGUAUGGCAAAUGGUAUUUGUGGCAGUUGUAUUUGCAUUUGCCAUUAUGAUUGUUGCAACAGACAUGUGUAGAUCGGAUAAGAACAUUAAUGACACGGUUUAUUCAUGUAAAAAAUCUUCGAAAAUAAUAAAUGGCUUAUUGAUUACAGUAUUUGCUUUAACUCUAUUACAAGCAAUAAUAAACACAGUCGUGGCCAGAUUCAUUAAACGAAAAGCACAAUUAAAUGCUGCACACAUAAUAUUACAAAAUUCACGACAAACAUAA
Molecule: messenger RNA, 744 nt
Organism: Didymodactylos carnosus
Lineage: Eukaryota; Metazoa; Rotifera; Eurotatoria; Philodinida; Philodinidae
Source: the annotation of a GenBank genome assembly